AUGGCGAAGCCAAAGUCGACGCCAUCCAAGCCAGCGGCUGAUAAGAGCCAGCCUGCUGCACCGACUCCAGCAGCUAGAGCAACUGUCCGCGGGUCGGCAGCUGCCCCGGAGAGGACGUCUUCCCUGCCAGAGCUGUGCGUUGCUGGCGCCGUGGGAGCGGCCGUGAUAGUCCUUGCUGGAGCUUAUUCCUAUGCAUCUCAGUUGACACUUGCUCCUAUCUACGGCUCGGCUCCUGCUGGAAAAUACCACCAUGCUCUCACUUUGAUAGCAGGAGCCGUGGGAUCCUUUGCCCAUACUCUGGUUCAGAAACACGCCAACCCCAUGGUCACUCUGCCAAUCCUUACUUUCUACAUUCCUACCAUCCAGUUCUUCUUAUUCAAGUUCAGCUACACCCUCGGACCGGUGAUGGGGCCUAUCGUUACCGAAGCACUCACCUUUGCCCCUCUGGUUGCCUUGUCGGUUGUUGUUCCCGGUAUUUUGAUACAGAAGUUGCACUUAAGCCCGAAACUGAAGCAGGGCAUGGAACAAGGAAACAUCAUAGCAGCAUAUGCACUUUUCAAUACCGCCAAGACACAAAUUGAGCAAAACAUGCCCUCUUACCUUGGAACAAGCCUUGCAAUGACCAGCAUCGGCCUUCAGUUCAUCAUUGCCGCUGCUCAGGCCAUUCUAUUACCGUCUAAAUGGAUCGUUCUCGCUAUCCCUUCUCUCUUGUUCACGGCUAUGUUCAACCAUCACGUCCCAUUGCCACACAACACGGGCUUGCUCAAUGCUUCUCUCAAGGCGGAUAACUUUACCCUACUUCACCGUCAGGAGUCCUUGACUGGAUACUUGUCUGUGCUGGAAAACACCGAUGCCAAGUUCCGAGUGAUGAGAUGCGGCCACAGCCUUUUGGGUGGAGAGUGGCUACCACAUCUAAUGACCAAGGAGGCCAAAGUAUCCGAUCCAGUUUUCACUGUCUUCACUGCUCUUGAGGCGGUCAGACUUGUCAAGGCGGAGUCUCAUAAACCAGAGAAAGCCGACACGAAGAAGAGUGCUCUAGUAAUUGGAUUGGGUAUUGGAACAACCCCUUCAGCCUUUGCUGCUCAUGGAAUUAACACUACUGUUGUGGAAAUUGAUCCCAAUGUGCAUCAGAUAGCAAUGGACUACUUCGAGUUCCCCAAGAAAGUAAACACUGUGAUUGAAAACGCAGCGACAUUUGUCCACCGUGCCAGACAUGAAACUCCGGUUCAAAAAUACGACUACAUCAUUCAUGAUGUUUUCACUGGAGGCGUGGAGCCCUUGGACUUGUUUACUCAGGACUUCAUGGAAGGACUUGAUACCCUACUCGAUGACGAGGGUGUUAUUGCCAUCAACUACGCCGGUGAUAUUGCCCUGCCACUUGCUGGCCUGGUGGUUCGGGCUAUCACAUCUACCUUCCCAUCUUGCAGAAUAUUCCGUGACAACAAACCGCUACCUGGCUCCUCGUCCAGAAGAGACUUGACCAACAUGACCAUCUUCUGCAAGAAAACACCUGGUACCAUCAAGUUUAGGAUCCCUCGGCCUGAGGACUACCUUGGAACGUACUCGCGCAAGGAAAACUUGGUACCGCGCCUCGAGUUUAGCCCUGGCUCCUUCGCGAAAGAUGCUGAGGGUAAGGAGGAUGCUUUGGGCCCAAGUGUGCCAAAGGAGCUCGAAUACUGGCAGUUCCAGGGUGCGAUUGGUCACUGGCAUGUUAUGCGCAGUGUUCUCCCGGACACCGUCUGGGAGAAGUGGUGA
Messenger RNA from Nannizzia gypsea CBS 118893, 1755 nucleotides. RefSeq names its product spermine/spermidine synthase. Gene Ontology annotation, biological process: polyamine biosynthetic process. The transcript has 3 exons. The record is from RefSeq and is a predicted model, not a curated record. The coding region runs from base 1 to 1755 and encodes 584 amino acids. NCBI's taxonomy places the organism in Eukaryota, Fungi, Ascomycota, Eurotiomycetes, Onygenales, Arthrodermataceae.